AUGAAGGGAGUUGAUUGGAAAGCCUUCCGAGACAAUUUACCGUUCACCACCUAUUCACAAGGAUUUUAUCAUUUUGAUUUGAUUACCAGAGCAAUUGGCAUGAAUAGGUUUGUCAGUUCCAAAACGGUCUACCGAGACCUCGUGCAGUGCAUGAAGGACCGGGAGAUCAAGGCUCUUGACAAUGCCAUACAUCGCCAGUUUCGUGGUAUCGGGAUUGAGAAAACAUAUGCUCGGCCGAAGAAGGGAGGAUAUGGAUUGAUCAAAUUGGAAUUCCAGUUGCUUGGACAUCGUGCUAAAGUAAUCUUGCAAGCGUGUCUGUCCACCAGGUGGUAUGAUACUCUUUUGAGAUUGAAAAUGCUUCAUCAUAUGGUUAAGAUCGAUAAGGACAACAAGGACACUCCUUUGGGCGAUACCAUGACGCUUGAAGUGGCGGAUUUCUUACUCCAAGAGUCUGAGAAAUACGUUCAGAACCUCGAGUGGACCUUUACGGAGAAUGAGAUUGAAUAUAUUUGGGCUUGGAGACAUUUAGUUGAAUUAAAGCGGGACACCACCCAUGAAGUCCGUACAUUUGAUAAACAGGAAAUUCUUGCUCAAGCCAAGAAGCCUGUGGAGCUUACGGAGGACGAGGAAGAUACAGUUAAACAUACUGCGUUUCGAUUCUCUUUCACCAAUUAUGCCGAGGCGGUUUACAGAGAUUUGCCCAGCUGCUAA
Messenger RNA from Candidozyma duobushaemuli, 711 nucleotides. RefSeq lists its product as uncharacterized. The record is from RefSeq and is a predicted model, not a curated record. The transcript has 2 exons. NCBI's taxonomy places the organism in Eukaryota, Fungi, Ascomycota, Pichiomycetes, Serinales, Metschnikowiaceae. The coding region runs from base 1 to 711 and encodes 236 amino acids.